AUGCUCAACUCCUCUUCCUCCUGGAGCUCGAGCUCCUUGCACCUGCUGCUUUGUGAAGAAGACUCCCUCAGCUCCAGGAUCUCUUUGUCUCUUCUGUAUGUCCUGUUGGCUAUCUCUGGCACUUUAUCCAACAUCACAGUCAUUUAUCUGGUCUUUACCUUCAGGAAGCUGCGCACCACCAGCAAUGCUUUCAUUGUGAAUGGCUGCAUUGCCGAUCUAUGCGUGUGUGGACUUUGGAUGCCACAAGAAGCAGUGCAAGGGUUGCUACCCCCAGGCUCUGCCACGGUUCACUCAGAAGGGUACCACUUGCUCCGGGUUGGGCUUGUAGGCCUGGGGCUCAUUGUCUCACUGCUUUCUCACCUCAUGGUGGCCCUCAACCGAUACGUCCUCAUCACCAAGCCUCCAAUUACAUACCAGGCUGUUUACCAGCAGAAGCACACUGCCUGGAUGAUUGGCCUGUCAUGGGGGGGUGCCCUGCUCCUUGCCUUGAUUCCAUUCGGACUGCAAACGUGGCAUGACCAGCCGGGGUCCAGAAGCACAACUAGCAGAAGCGCCUCCAGUUACACAGGCCUGAUGGUUGCCCUAGCUCUGCUCAGCCAGACAGUUGUGCUGCUGCACUGCUACAUGGGGAUUGUAAGGAGGGUGCGUGGCAGCGUCAAACGGGUCAGUGUCCUCAACUUCCAUCUGCUUCAGCAGCUUCCUUUCCCGGCUGCAUCACAAGUGCCACGCCGGACACAGCGGCGCUUGAGCAGCAUCUCUGUGUUGCUCCUCUGCCUUGUGUUUCUCCUGGCUACCCAGCCCCUGGUGUGGAUCAGCCUGCUAGGCUUCUUCUUCCAGCCCAUUCCUCGGGGGGUUCAGCUAGCCAGCUGGCUACUCUUUUGCUCUCUGUCUGCCUUCAAUCCACUGCUGUAUACGUGGAAGAAUGAGGAGUUCCGACGCUGCAUGCGUUUAGUUCUACCAGGAGGGGAAACGGCAGUGGUGGCAGCGGAUACUCUGCCCCUCCCCACAGUCUCUCUCCCACCUCAGGAGCCAUCUCAGCAGGGUACAAAGAUGGAGAGCAUGGGCAGCUUGGUACUUCAGUGA
Molecule: messenger RNA, 1083 nt
Organism: Gekko japonicus
Lineage: Eukaryota; Metazoa; Chordata; Lepidosauria; Squamata; Gekkonidae
Gene: GPR88
Product: G protein-coupled receptor 88
Exons: 1
Coding region: 1-1083 (360 amino acids)
Biological process (GO): G protein-coupled receptor signaling pathway
Cellular component (GO): membrane
Molecular function (GO): G protein-coupled receptor activity
Source: RefSeq, a predicted model, not a curated record